AUGCACGAUCCAUUCCCCAUCGCGCGGCCUGAGAGCCUUGUCAAGUAUGUCCAGCCCGUGACUGACUACCUAUCUCUCAACACGCUGCCCCUGCACUUCCACGAGGUUGCUGCUGCCUAUGUCCUGUACGACGUCACCUACCGCUUCAUUGCGCCCGCUUUUUCGCGCAUCUUUUUUCCUCGCGUAUAUGCCACCUUCAACGCUCGCACAAAGUUAAACUGGGAUGUCCACAUCGUGUCGUUCGUCCAGAGCACCCUCAUCUGCGCCCUGGCCCUAUGGGUCAUGUGGACAGACAAGGAGUUGAAUAGCAUGGACAGGGUAGAACGUGUGCAUGGAUACACGGGCGCGUCUGGCUUGAUCCAGGCAUUCGCCGGCGGAUACUUCCUAUGGGACUUGGUCAUCACUGUCCAGAAUGUCAAGAUCUUUGGAAUCGGCAUGCUGUUCCAUGCCAUUUCUGCUCUCUGCGUCUUUUCGUUAGGUUUCCGCCCAUUCGUAAACUACUAUGCGUGCACUUUUAUCCUCUACGAACUCUCCUCGCCCUUCCUCAAUAUCCACUGGUUUUGCGACAAGCUCAACAUGACUGGUAGCACCGUCCAGUUCGUCAACGGCCUAAUGCUACUGUUCACCUUCUUCUCCUGCCGUCUUGUCUGGGGAACCUACCAGUCAAUCCGCGUAUUCGGCGAUGUCUACCACCUAUACAUGAGUAGCCACAUCCCCCAACACGACCCCGAGGUUGGCAAACUGUCAGACGACACUUAUGUCAAUAACGCAGGCUUCAAGAAUGAUCUUCUUCAAUAUUCCUCUGGCCAAACUAUUCCGCUCUGGCUCAUCUCCGCCUACCUAGCCUCCAACCUUAUCCUCAAUGGCCUCAACUGGUUCUGGUUCAGCAAGAUGAUCGAGACACUACGCAAGCGCUUCGACCCACCUAUUGGCACGAGGAAAGUACAGUCCAAGGUCAAUGCCGCUCCCGUUGAAAUACCCGAAAACGAAAAGGUCUUGAUUGAGGGUAUUCAUGUCUCUACCCCUGGUGUCGUUGAAAAGGACACUGAAGAUUAUGUCAAUAUAGCGUCUCCCAAGUCACUUCAGUUUCAGAAGAACAAGAGCGGGACGCACUUGGAAGUCAAGCAGAGCGAGGUUCGCAGUCGGAACCCUUCGCAGAGAGCUGCUCAUGCGGCAUAA
Molecule: messenger RNA, 1179 nt
Organism: Bipolaris zeicola 26-R-13
Lineage: Eukaryota; Fungi; Ascomycota; Dothideomycetes; Pleosporales; Pleosporaceae
Exons: 2
Coding region: 1-1179 (392 amino acids)
Biological process (GO): lipid homeostasis
Cellular component (GO): membrane; endoplasmic reticulum
Source: RefSeq, a predicted model, not a curated record